ACGACACACAUACACCGAUACACGUACAAAAGCCUACACUGCUUUUGCCGCAAUUUUCGCAGCGACGGCACUGCCAGUCCACCAUUCGCAUGGCUCUCGCUAACACCGCCUUCUUCGCUUCUUCCUCCGGCCUCCGUCGAUGUAGGGUAUCUGAUCUCGAUUUCGCUCCACAACUCUCUCCCUACGAGUCACUCACCUUUUUCCCACUUAGCUACAGGAGCACUCAACCUGGACUUGCUUUCUCGAGAAAGAAGAACAUUUUGCAUGCAUCUAUCAAUGGUUUGAAUGCUGUUAAUUCAACCUCAUUGCAAAUGCAGAAGUCUGAUCAAGAUGCUGAUUAUAUCCCUAUGCCAAUAGUUCUGAUAGAUCAAGUUUCAGAUUCUGAUGUAACAAUUGUACAGCUCAGCUUUGGAGAUCGCCUAGGAGCUCUCAUUGACACGAUGAAUGCAUUGAAAGAUUUGGGACUGGAUGUGUCGAAGGGAACUGUUUCCACUGAGGGAUCAGUCAAUCAAACAAAUUUUUUCAUCACACUAUUAGACACAGGCCGCAAAGUCAAAGAUCCUGAUAUGUUAGAGAGAAUUCGACUGACCAUCAUUAAUAAUCUUUUGAAGUAUCAUCCAGAAUCUAGCAUGCAACUUGCAAUGGGCGAGGCUUUUGGAAUAAAAGCUCCAGAGAAGAAGCUUGAUGUUGAUAUUGCAACUCAUAUACAAGUGAAGGAAGAUGGACCCAAGAGGAGCUUGCUCUGUAUAGAAACAGCAGAUAGACCGGGAUUACUGGUAGAAGUCAUCAAAAUUAUUGCUGAUAUUAACAUUGAGGUGGAGUCGGCAGAAAUUGAUACAGAAGGACUGGUAGCCAAAGAUAAGUUUCAUGUCAGCUACAGAGGGGCAGCGUUAAACAGUUCCUUGUCUCAGGUGUUGGUGAAUUGUCUACGUUAUUAUCUCCGAAGGCCAGAAACAGAUAUAGAUAGCUAUUAAUACCUGGAAGUACCAGUGUAUGGCCGCAAAUGGUUCUUGUAUCAAAUCAUGCAUGAGCUAUAAAAGUCCCUAAAUGUCCCCUGCUUAAGAAUCUGGGCUAUGGUUCUUUAAUCGCAUUUUGGGAGGCUUUUUGUUUCAGAUGCCAGUGACUCCUGUAUACCUUGAAUAGGAUUCUAAACAUUAAAACUAGAUAUUUCUACUUUCAUUUCCAUGCCCUGAUUAAUACAUUGCACUUUCUGAUAAA
Messenger RNA from Carya illinoinensis, 1218 nucleotides. RefSeq names its product ACT domain-containing protein ACR12-like. The transcript is spliced from 10 exons. Gene Ontology annotation, cellular component: chloroplast stroma; chloroplast thylakoid membrane. The record is from RefSeq and is a predicted model, not a curated record. Lineage: Eukaryota; Viridiplantae; Streptophyta; Magnoliopsida; Fagales; Juglandaceae. The coding region runs from base 90 to 974 and encodes 294 amino acids.